AUGACUGUCGAAAGGAUUGUGGACAAGAGGAAGAACAAGAAGGGGAAAUGGGAAUAUCUCAUCCGAUGGAAAGGCUACGGCAGCUCCGAGGACACAUGGGAGCCAGAACAUCACCUCCUGCACUGUGAGGAGUUUAUUGAUGAGUUCAACGGGCUGCAUGUGUCCAAGGACAAGAAAGUGAAGUCAGGAAAGCAGGCUGCAGCCUCCAAGCUCCUCCGUGACACCCGCAGCCCGCCAGUGGAGAGGCUCCCCCACAGGCCCCUGGAGCCCGGGAAAAGCAAGUCAGCUUCCCACAAGCGGAAACGCAUCAACUCUCCCCUGUCCAGGCCCAAGAAGGGGUCUUCAGGGAAGGCCCCUGGGGCCACUAAGACUGUGUCCUAUAGGACUACUCCCAGUGGCUUGCAAAUCAUGCCCCUGAAGAAGGCUCAGAAUGGCUUAGAGAACGGAGACGCUGGUUCUGAGAAGGAAGAGGCGCACUUUGGGAAUGGGUCCCAUCAGCUGGAUUUGGAUUUGGGUGACCAGGUCGGAGAACAGGAUGCCAGCGACUGUGAUGGGACCCACUCUGCGCUGGUGGAGAACGGAGUCGGCCCUGCUCUGACCAACGGAGGCCUGAACCUGCAUAGCCCCGUGAAGAGGAAGCUGGAGACCGAGAAGGACUACGUCUUUGACAAGAGGCUCAGGUACAGCGUCCGCCAGAAUGAAAGCAACUGUCGGUUUCGUGACAUCGUGGUGCGGAAGGAAGAGGGCUUCACGCACAUUCUUCUGUCCAGCCAGACUUCAGAUAACAACGCCCUGACUCCUGAGAUCAUGAAGGAGGUCCGGCGAGCACUGUGCAACGCGGCCACGGACGACAGCAAGCUACUGCUGCUCAGUGCGGUGGGCAGCGUGUUCUGCAGCGGCCUGGACUAUUCCUACCUGAUCGGCCGGCUGUCCAGUGACCGGAGGAAGGAGAGCACUCGGAUCGCAGAAGCCAUCAGAGACUUCGUGAAAGCCUUCAUCCAGUUUAAGAAGCCCAUCGUGGUAGCCAUCAAUGGGCCAGCGUUGGGCCUGGGAGCAUCCAUUCUACCCCUCUGUGACAUCGUAUGGGCCAGUGAGAAGGCCUGGUUUCAGACACCAUAUGCUACUAUCCGCCUCACACCUGCUGGCUGUUCCUCUUACACCUUCCCCCAGAUCCUGGGUGUGGCGCUGGCCAAUGAAAUGCUGUUCUGUGGGCGGAAACUCACGGCUCAGGAGGCAUGCAGCCGGGGCCUUGUCUCACAAGUCUUCUGGCCCACGACCUUCAGCCAGGAGGUCAUGCUGCGGGUGAAGGAGAUGGCGUCCUGCAGUGCCGUGGUUUUGGAGGAGUCCAAAUGCUUGGUCCGGAGCUUCCUGAAGUCGGUGCUGGAAGACGUGAAUGAGAAGGAGUGCGUCAUGUUGAAGCAGCUCUGGAGCUCCUCCAAAGGCCUGGACUCCCUCUUCAGCUACCUGCAGGACAAAAUCUAUGAAGUCUGAAGGGCCCCAGCUUGUGGGCCUCUCUGCUCAAGGGUACCUGACUUCCAGCUGGGCCCUAUGUUUCUGCCAUCGGAGCCCAGGGUCCGCCCCUAGCCAAGAGUUUGUCAGGGUGUGUCUUUACACCUAGGGUUGUGUCCAUUCCUCGUGUCCUUCGGUUGUUCCUCAUUGGUUUGAUUUUGAUGUAACAGUGGGAAACGCAGUACCCUUGGCCUCCCCGUGUCCCUAUCCCAGCCCGGCCGUAGAGCUUUCCAGGGUUACACCUUUUCAGGGCUCCGCCAGGCACUGCUUCCCUUUCCCCACUAGCUGAAACGCUCCACCGCCAUGGUCCAGAAGGGGACGAUCAACCUCCCCCAUCCUCCUGACUCAGGCUGUGUCUACACAGUGCCUCCAACUUGGAGAUGAGGCCAUCAUGGGUCUCUGAUUAAAUGAUCUGGGACCAGGGGACAAUCAUCUUAGGGAAUUCGCAGACCAACAAGCACGUGACUCUGUUGGCCCAUAGGCCUGGCUUCAGGCUCCUCUCCAAUGCAGCUCGGUGUGAUUCUUAGGGCUUGGUCUCAAAACCCAACUGAGUGAUUUACAAACCCAGAUAUUGUACAUUUAGAAAUGUUUUGUUAAAUAUAUAUUUUUAAAACAAUGUAAGUGGAAAUUCUGAUAAUUUAUGUGUAUUAUAUGUAAAGCUAGUUUUGCAAAAAAAAAACAUGAAUUACUAGGAAAAUUUUUUCUUUAUUCGGAUUUAUUUUAUUUAUUUAUUUUUGUUUAUAUAUUAUGAAGUCUAUUGUUCACACAGAUCUUAUUUUCAUACUACCCUGGACCAAAUACGAUUCAAGGUUCACGCCGUUUGGUGCGCGCUCACUGUGAGCCAUGUGGGAAGUUCAGAGAUAAGAACGGAAGGAUUUUCGUGGAUUUAAAAUGAACAACACUGUGUCAGGUCCUCUCCACGUCACUCUAAUAACAUGAUGCCAGUUCUCUAGUCUUGUUUUUAUGAUAAGUCACGGUGGCAUUUUCUCUGUCACUCGCUGUCAUUAAGGAGAACCUAGGACUCUUGUCAUCCCAAAUGGUCUCAAAGCAGGACCCAGUCCCUAAAUGAGCGGCAUUAAGGAAGGAUGGGGGUGCGGUCCUAUUUCAGGAUGAAAUAUUGCCUAGGGUGAGAUGUUCUUUUGCUCUGGGAUAGAUAAAUGAACUUGGAUGUCCAAGACCUUUCCUCUCAUAUGGAAGUUAAUGUCUUAGUUAGCUUUCUGGGAGUGUUGAGAAAGAAAACCCAGUCUCUGGAGUUUUUCUAGGGUCCAAACCAUUUUGCUUCCAGAAGCCUGAACAAUGAAUCUUCUUUUUUUUUUCUAGCUGGGAGAAUACAAGGGAGCAGUGUCCAGCAUGGAGGUCUCCUUGCCUCAAUGGCUGUGGGCUAUCGGAGGCCUCCAGUAGCUGUGUUCAUGUGAUCCAACUAAAGUCCCUGGAUCUGCAUGGUAGGGGGAGUUUGGGUUUGAGUUAAUAAAGAGACAGGACACAGAAGGAAGAGAGGCUCCACUGUGCCUGGAACCUCAAACCUCUUUGAGAUCAUGUGCCCAGAGAAAAUUAGACCAUCAGGGUGCCUGGAUAGUUCUAGAUAUGUUCCAGAUCUUGACCUUUGUUCUUUCUAUUCAUUUCCCUGUGAGUUUACAGCCUUUCUUAGCCCUGCCUUGGAGAUAGUGGGGUACAGCACCGAGUUGGCACAUCUUCUUGGAGGUUGGGGUGAGGAGGUGGGCUGCAAAGAAGGAGAGUUGGUUCUCUGUCUGCUCUCGAACGGGAAUAGCUACCCCAGUCCCAGGUGGAAGGAUGCCACAGGUGGUUGAAUGUUCUCAUGAGAACAAGUGAAGGGGCCCGACUCUACACCUGGGAGACGGAGGUAGGAGGAUUGCUGCAAUUUCAAGUCCCUAGCCCGGGCUACGUAAGACUCUGUCUCCAGUUGGGCCGUGGUAGCCUUUAAUCCCAGCACUCAGGAGGCUCCCACGUGUGCUUGGCCUUGCGCUCCUCAGGAUGACCUUUCCCUCUAUGGAAAGCGUUAGGGGUCAGAAGGGUUCAAGAGGGCCGGAGUUUCACUUCUCCGUUCUCUUUCAGCCUGUGCCUCUUGAACCAUGAGGAGACUGAAGGGACAGCCACUUCGGCUGUAUUCAGUCACAGGGAAACAGAAUAGAAUCCUGUAGUUUCCUGGUGUCCCAGUAGAACACUGUAGGAGCUGUAGGCUGGGGAGUAGAGAGUUAACAGAGGAGCGCUCUGGAUUCUACCAGGUGUCUGUUGUUGAACCUUCUCUAUUAGAUGAGUUCCAUGUGCUUCAUCCAAACCCUUAAGAUGGCCCUUGUUCUUGUGUACGUCUCCAAGCCUCUUCACAACUGCUGCUUCCUCUAUAGGUUCCAACCCUCAUGCUUUCUAAUUAAGCCAAUUUUGUCCAUAGGGAGCCAAGGGGUCAGGAUUCUUCCUGGAAAUGGAAAGGGAUGUUUAGAAAUUCCUGUUAUCAGUGUCCAUCUCUGAUUCCUCUGAUACAAUCAGAGUUUUAACUUUGGGUCCUUGAUGAACACCAAACCUCUGAAUGUAUCAAGGACCUGUGAUGACCGAGAUAGACAAGGAAUUCUUUCCAAGGUGGAAUUCGUACGGCUCGUUUUAAGUCCUUUCAAUAAAGUAGUUCUGCCACGUGGGCACAAGUCCUUUAGUCGGUCUGCCGCAGGGCUGGUUAAACCACUGAAAUGGCUGUUUUCAGGGUUGCUCUCGGGGUAGUGUGUCGUUGAAAUGCAGCCGACCUCCAGCAUCCUGAAUGGGGAUGGAAAGUCCCAGCCUGUGGUUGUAUUCAGAUUACCCUAAAGGCUUUAUUGAGGCAGGGUGCUGGCUUCCAUCUUCUAUCUUGUGCCCCAGUGUCCUCUCUGCUCCCAUGAGGUCCCUCUGCUUGUUCCUUUAGCUUUCUUGUUCCUUUCCCAUGCCAUCCUUUCCUAGAGCCCUAAGUAAAUCUUUGAGGGAUCGUAGAUGGUCUUAGAAGGCCCAACUCAAGAGUUCCUUUGAACUUGGAAGGACAGCUAGGGGUGAGAAGUAGAGAGUGCCUGUUCUGAGUCAACGUCCCUUCUGGCAAGCCACCCAGGACGCCCCCUGUCUGACCUGUCACGGCCUUGGCAACGGCAACUUCCAGCAUGUGGAUUUGACAUGGUUGGGGUUAGAGGCUUUGAUCCUGGAGACUUUUGAAGAGUUAUGGUUAAGAUGGCCAGACCACCUCAGCACAUGGAGGCCACUUUGUAAUGCGGGUGUUCUUUUAUUUAGGUGACCCUUUCCUGUUUCGAAAUAAAGUCUGAGUGGAAACAUGUUAUGCUGAGAAGGAAGUAGAGAAAAGACUUAAAGGCUUAUCCUUUGGCAUAGGUCAAACUGGGAAUUGUCCUCUCAGAAGCAUGAAAAGCUAAAGUUCAAUACGAGGACGGGAAAAUAACCACUUAACCACAACAGACUUUGAACAAUGCAAUUUUAUCUCUGACUCUGCUUUACAAAUCGCCUCGCCGAAUGCUGAAUUGUAUCCCCCACUCCUAACUCCUGGUUUCAAAAAUCUCUUUAGACGUUUGUAAUUUUUUUUUAAAUUUGGAAUUUAGUCCCACUCCACACACUUUUUCAAUCUAGUUUCCAUAGACUUUUUUUUAAAAGAUAAUAAUAAUAAAUAUCCCCCAAAUCUUCCUAUGGGAACAUUUAGAAGGAAGGCCCGCUUCUCUCCUGUAUUUCUGUUGUAUAUAUGAGACAAGAUGCCCUCACUAAUAGACACAGUAUUUAAGACUCCAAAUGAGAUUUCUUAAGUAUUUUAUUUUAUUCUCUGUAAAUGGUUUUGUAAAAUCUCGAAAAUCUACACUUUGCCUUUGUAGAUAUGUCUUCGGGGGCUUGUCUUGCAUGUGUGUUUUUUGUUGUUAUUGUAGCUAAGUGCCACUUAGUUCUUUCUGCGGGUUUUGGUUGAAAUGCUUAUAGACUUUAAUACAGUAUAUAUAUUUUCAGAAUAUAAACUUUUAUAUUUCUGUGGUAAAUUAGGACAUGCGUUUUAGGCAAUCUUUUCCAUUAAUAUCACUUCUUCCUUCAAAAAAAAAAUAGGUCGCACACUGGUUUGGUGCCAAUUUUUUUUUUUUAUCAAAUAGUCUUACAUUAAGAAAUCAAGUCAAUUUUCUUUUUUUCUAGAAGUCAUUGUGUUUGAAAUCUAAUUUGAAAAACGUGUUGAAUUUGUGGAAUAAGCCUUACCAUUAGGUUCAAUAAUCCUGCUGACCUUCAAAACUACGUGUGUCGUUCAAGCCUGUCCUCCCCCCCCACGCCCCCUCCCGCCCCGCAUAAAUUCUCACUGUGUGGCAGUUGAUGGAGCUGUGAACAGAGCCUUAAGGUUGUUGCAAAAAAUCAAUCAAUAAAUAAAAGGGUAAUACGGGUUGUUUCCUCCAUGUAAGCCAUGUUGGUGGGCUCAAUGCAGUCUGUAGCUCGUGGCUAACCGGAAGUCUGUAGCUCGUGGCUAACCGGAAGAGAGUGGUGGAGUCGAUGGCGGCAGGGACCAGGUGGAUUUCUUGAUGAAUGUCUUUGGCCAUAAUGUGGCAUGGUUUGGAGGUGGUAACAGGGAGGGCUGCCGAUUCAUCAUCUGUUCUAAACAAAUGACAGUUCCUGCUCCUGACCCCGGUGGGAACUCCAGGUUCCUUGUGGGUGACCUGCAAAUGUCCAGGGUAGCUAAAGUCGGCAGUCUCUGAGAGAUGCUAACAAAGUUUACAUAAAAGUCUUACUAUGUAGCCAAUCUGGAGUUGGUUUUUGUUCCGUCAUUGGCGUUGCCAUGCAUCCUUGGUGUUUCUGUGAGCAACUGGGUGUCGAGCCAUGCUAGACUGGAGUUCGGCAGAAUGGGCAUGCUGUAGACACAGAGCGCGCACAGCAAGCGAGCUGGCUUAUCCAGGGUUUUUCCAGUGGCGCAGAAAUCCCAGGUUUUAUCAGCAGCGGGCGUGGUGGAUCUUGGAAUCUUAAAGAGUUAAUUCUCAAAAGUUAAAUCCCAUUUUUUUUGGUAGGCGGCACUCUGGCCAUUACCAGCUGAUUCUCUGUAUCAACCUUCGGAAUAGGAGCGUGAGUUCAGGGCUGUGAGGCUAAGCAUGGGGGCCCUCUCUAGGAAGUGUCCAAUGUCACCUUUUCAGCAUUUGGAUUGAAAUUGGCAUGUGCUCAUGUGUCAGUCAGAAGACCUGACGUCUAGGGUUAGCUUCAGCCUUGCAUCUCUGGGUUGGCUUCACCUCUUAGUCUCAACAUCUAGGCUUCUGCUGGAGCAGGUUAAAUUGACUCUGAGAAGUUCAGAGGGUGCAGAGUUUUCCACCUAGUAUUCAAUUUGCCAUUAUGCCAUUAGUUCCAGCUUGAAGUUAUUUUCUAAUGGCUACAUUGACAAGGUCGUGAAAAUAACUGCCUUUCAUAAAACCAAGGACCAAAGAAUUUCAUGAUUCCAACCGAGCAUGAGUUUCAUAAGCUCUAGGCACAUCUGGGUCCAGAUGUGUGAGCUUUUCAUGGCACAGAGGACGCCUUGGUUCCCUCAAACUCAUGCUCCUCUAACUGGCCAUGCAGAGAAGUUGAAUAUCUCGUUGAAAGGCUCUGAAGGAGAGUUUCUGUGAUUGGAACUUAGUAUCUCAGGUGGGUGUUUCUGCUGUGUGGUCUCAGGUGUCUAUUUAUCCCGUUACAGAGUGGAACUCUGGGGUCCCGCCAGGUGUCUGAACACUGUAGACUCUUCCAUUUGUGUGGGGGCCUCCAGCUGAAGUUUUGCAGCUAGGUCUCCAGGGAUACAUCCUGUGACUGCCAGAUGUCCAUCUCCUUAGUUCCUCAUCAAGCCAUUCCACUUCCUGCUUAGUAGAGCAGGAAUUUUCUUCAGCGCCCCCUCCCCCAGGGGAUGCCCCCGUUCUCAUACUCAUUCUUGAUGAUGUCAUUGACUUCUUUACUAAUCCAGAGAUGACUGAUGUUAAAGAAGUGCUAUUCUAUUGGUAAGGCUUAUUACCAAACUUCUGAUAAUGAAGCAGGCUACCAAAAACGUGUCCAGCUCACCCUAGGAGUGUUUGGGUUUGACCAUGGAUGUGGCGUACACACCAAAAUCCAUGGAUACCUUUGCAGGUUAGGUUACUCAUUUUCUUUUGCCAGAUUUUCACUGGAGAGUCCUUAGUUUUGGAUACUUGUAAGUAUGAGUCCUUCAUAGAGUUAUAUGCAGGUAUAGCUGGCCCAUUCUCCACAUUGUAAAUAUUUUCCCCAAACUGGGUGCAGUACUGAGGGUAAUAACCUUCUGAUUUAUCAAAUGCUGACUGUCUGGAGCAAAUCGUCCACUCUUUGUGAAUGGUCCUGUAACGUAUAUGAACCUAUUUCUGGGUGCCUUAGAAGUUGUAUUUUUCAUGUGUGCUAAUAUGCAGUAUUUAUACAUCGUGAGAAGCUGCUUUGAAUAAAAAGAUUGAAACUUCGUC
Molecule: messenger RNA, 7925 nt
Organism: Myodes glareolus (Bank vole)
Lineage: Eukaryota; Metazoa; Chordata; Mammalia; Rodentia; Cricetidae
Source: RefSeq, a predicted model, not a curated record